CGCGGGGAACGUCAACGAGAUUGGAAGGGAUUCGUAGAUUGGAUGGCAGUCCACUUUCCGUUCCAACCGAUGACAUGAACUGAUGAUGGUACAAUGAAAAUGUUGAGUGCAGAGUUACUAACGUUACUUGAUUUAACGUUUUCGCUGAAAUUAUUUCCUCAAACUAUGGCAACUGAAUGCGAGGCAUGGCUGAAUGCUAAUCCCGUUGAGGCCGAUGAUCUGAGCGACUCCUUUAUAUCUGGUGAUGAGGAAAAAGGACACACCAGAAAAAUUGAUAAUGAGAUCAAUGGCAACUGGAUCUCAGCCCCGACUUCAAGCAUCCAAGAGGCCAGACUGAAGGCUAAGGCCAAACGGCGCCUGAGGAAGAACUCCUCCCGAGACUCUGGCCGCGGGGACUCGUUGAGUGACAACAGCGAUGGAGUCCGAGUGCACACCGCACCCCCCACCAGCCCAAAGAGCAAACUGAUGGACAGAAAAUCUCGCUUGGGCAAAGGAAGGGGACUACCUAAGAAAGGUGGUGCUGGUGGUAAAGGGGUAUGGGGAACCCCAGGAGAGGUGUAUGACGUUGAAGAGGUCGAUGUGAAGGACCCAAAUUAUGACGACGAUCAGGCAAGCUGCGUUUAUGAAACAGUUGUGCUUCCUCUGGAUGAAAAUUACUUUGAAAGAACAGUCACCCCAAUAGUACAGGAGUAUUUUGAACAUGGGGACACAAAUGAAGUAGCGGAGCUGCUGCGUGAGCUGAACCUGGGCUCCAUGCGCAGUGGCGUGCCCAUGCUGGCCGUGUCCCUGGCCCUGGAGGCCAAAGCCAGUCACCGGGAGCUCACGUCGCGGCUGCUCAGUGACCUGUGCGGGAAGGUGCUGAGCCGCGCCGACGUAGAGGGGUCCUUCGACAAGCUGCUUCGAGAGCUGCCGGACCUGGUGCUGGACACACCUGGCGCUCCGCAGCUGGUGGGCCAGUUUAUUGCACGGGCUGUAGCUGAUGACAUUUUGUCCAAAACCUACAUUGAGAGCUACAAAGGGAAAGUGGACUGUGAACAUGCAAGGGCAGCACUAGACCGUGCAGUUGUACUUCUGAAAAUGAACAGAGGAGGGCUACGCAUCGACAACCUGUGGGGGACUGGGGGUGGCCAGAGACCUGUCAAUCAGCUAAUCAAAGAGGUCAAUCUCCUGCUGAAAGAGUACCUCCUGUCUGGGGACACAGUAGAGGCAGAGCGCUGUCUAAAGGAGCUUGAAGUUCCACAUUUCCAUCAUGAGUUCGUCUAUGAGGCUAUAGUCAUGGUGUUGGAGUCCAAAGGGGACAGAGCAUUACAAAUGAUUCUGCAGCUUCUAAAAUCUUUGUGGAAGUCAACGGUCAUCACAGUCGAUCAGAUGAGAAGGGGAUUUGAAAGGAUUUACAUGGAUAUUGCUGAAAUCAACAUUGAUGUUCCCAGUGCAUACUCACUCUUGGAGCAGUUUGUUGACAAAAGUUUCAAUGCUGGAAUAAUAGACAAAAAACGUAGAGACCUCUGUCCAUGUCGAGGACGGAAACGUUUCAUCAGUGAGGGAGAUGGUGGACAUCUCAAAUUUGAAAUAUACUGAGGAACUUGCAGCAGCUGUCAUUUUAGCAGCUUUAAAAAAAACAAAAAAAAACUGGAGCUACUUUUUAAAAAUCUUCAUAUUUUUGUCAUAAUCUAGGUACAACCCCUUCUCUUCCUGUCAAGUAAAGAAUGUAACCUUUUUAAAACGACAGGGUUUAAAAAAAAAAAAGAAGCAAAAAACAGGCACUUUUUGAAAACCGAAGGAGUUAAUUAUGUACAGUAGAUGUAGUCACCUUGUUAAGGUGCUUGGAUAUAAGCUAACCCAGAAAGUGCCACACCUGGUUUUGACAGUCAUUCCAUGUUUUGUACUCUUGAGUUCACUGCCACUCCUUUACUGUAGUCAGCAGUCUUUGUAAGGUCAGUUGUUUGUUUGAAAAGCUUUAUAUAAGUGGGCAUGUUGGUCUGAGCCCCGCUGCUAUUUGUAUGCCAUUGCCUGAGUUGUUUUUUUGUUUUUGUUUUCCCCUUCGGUCAUACAAAACAUCAUUACUAAAAGAUAAAGAUGGCACUGUAGAGCAAUGGAAAAAAUGUAUAAUUUCACAUAAGGGUAUCAAGAACGUUUAUUUUUAUAUUUCAUAACACUUGGGUGUGAAAUGUACCAAAAAUUGCUCUGUGGUAUGUCUUUAAAGUUAUUAAAAACAAAUGGAGAAAACCACAA
Molecule: messenger RNA, 2232 nt
Organism: Sardina pilchardus (European sardine)
Lineage: Eukaryota; Metazoa; Chordata; Actinopteri; Clupeiformes; Clupeidae
Gene: pdcd4b
Product: programmed cell death 4b
Exons: 12
Coding region: 94-1578 (494 amino acids)
Biological process (GO): negative regulation of DNA-templated transcription
Cellular component (GO): nucleus; cytosol
Source: RefSeq, a predicted model, not a curated record